Molossus molossus (Pallas's mastiff bat) is the source of this 1869-nucleotide messenger RNA. RefSeq names its product sperm associated antigen 16 (gene SPAG16). The record is from RefSeq and is a predicted model, not a curated record. Gene Ontology annotation, biological process: axoneme assembly. Gene Ontology annotation, cellular component: axonemal central apparatus. The coding region runs from base 1 to 1869 and encodes 622 amino acids. Gene Ontology annotation, molecular function: protein binding. Lineage: Eukaryota; Metazoa; Chordata; Mammalia; Chiroptera; Molossidae. The transcript is spliced from 16 exons.
AUGGCUGCUCAGCAGCGGACGUCCGACUCGCCCUUGCGUGCUCUGGAAGAAGCGCUGGGCAUGGGCUUGGCGGCCGCCGGGGACGCCGAGGGCACCUACUACCUGGAGCAGGUCACCGUGACUGAAGCAUCUGAAGAUGACUGUGAAUAUGAAGAGAUACCCGAUGACAAUUUUAGCAUUCCAGAAGGUGAAGAAGAUCUGGCGAAAGCCACUCAGAUGGUUCAAGAACAGGUUACAGACACUCAAAUUCUGGAGCAGAAAACAGUUCUUCCUUCAAAGCCUGUCGUACCUGAAGUAAUAGAAGAUUUUCUCUGCAAUUUCCUGAUCAAAAUGGGAAUGACCAGAACUCUUGAUUGCUUUCAAUCUGAAUGGUAUGAAUUAAUACAGAAGGGAGUGACUGAACUUACAGAUGUUGGGAAUGUCCCAGAUAUCUAUACCCAGUAUAUGCUUUUAGAAAAUGAAAACAAAAAUUUGAAGAACGACUUGAAGCACUACAGACAGGCAGCUGACAAGGCUAAAGAAAGUUUGUUGAAAAUUCAGAAAGAACGUGAUUUUCAUCGAAUGCACCACAGGCGGAUAGUCCAAGAAAAAAACAAAUUAAUUAAUGACUUCAAAGGGUUGAAGUUACAUUAUGCAUCUUAUGAACCAACUAUAAGGGUUUUACUUGAAAAACACCACACUUUACUGAGGCAGAAAAUGCUCACCUCCUUGGAAAGAGACCGAGCAGUUGAGCAGAUUUCUGGACUUCGAACAACAAUAAGGAAUGUGGAACCAGGGCAAAGUUACCAAGCUUCUAAAAUUGGAGUUGUUCCUGACUGUGAAAGGGAGCGUGCCCCAGAGGAUCCUGCUCAGAGAGGUCUUCGUGAAGCCAGGGAACAAAACAAAAAUAAGACAAAGAUGAAAGAUGAUACAAAGGAUUCAGAAUUUCCCAUAUAUAUGCAACCAAAUCCAAACCAGUAUUUCUAUAAAGAAAAUGAUUGUCCAGCAAAAUUCGACUACACGCCGAAUACCAUAUUUAGACUUCAUGAACUUCCAGUGAGCUGCAUCGUCAUGCACCCCCUCAAAGAGAUCCUAGUGUCCUGUGGGGAGGACCACGUCUGGAAGGCAGUGGGGCUCCCGGAAGGCAGGGUGCUUCUCACAGGAUCGGGCCACACCGACUGGCUUUCCGACUGCUGCUUCCAUCCCAGUGGCAACAAGUUGGCUACAUCAAGUGGCGACACUACAGUUAAAUUAUGGGACCUGUCUACAGGCGAUUGCAUUUUGACCUUUGAAGGACACAAACACGCAGUGUGGUCCUGCACGUGGCAUUCCUGUGGUGACUUUGUGGCUUCUUCUUCCUUGGAUACCACCAGUAAAAUCUGGGAUGUUAAUAGUGAAAGAUGCAGAUGCACUUUGUAUGGACAUACGGAUUCUGUGAACAGCAUUGAGUUCUUUCUUUGCUCCAACACGCUUCUCACAGCUUCUGCAGAUAAGUCCCUGUCUAUAUGGGAUGCAAGAACGGGUAAAUGUGAGCAGUCACUUUAUGGUCACAUGCAUUCUGUCAAUGAUGCCACCUUCACGCCCCGGGGUCAUGUAAUAGCAUCCUGCGAUUCCUGUGGAGUCACAAAACUUUGGGACUUUCGGAAACUCUUACCAAUUGUGUCCAUCGAUGUAGGCCCAAGUCCUGGCAAUGAGGUGAACUUUGAUUCAUCAGGUCGAGUAUUAGCCCAAGCGAGUGGCAGUGGGAUUAUUCAUUUGCUGGAUCUUAAAUCAGGGCAGAUUCACAAAUUGGUGAGCCAUGAGAACGAAGCUCACACAGUCGUGUUUUCUCAUGAUGGAGAGAGUCUGUUUUCCGGAGGCUCUAAGGGCACUGUUCGAAUGUGGUCUUGA